AUGUAUAUAUAUAUAAUUUUCCUUUCCAUAUCGGUGUUUCCGUUCUCCUUUCUCCCGACACCUUGCGCUUCACGUGUCAGGGGGAUAUGGACGGCACCGAUAGCUCGAAUAACUGGCCUCUAUGCCUCAAUGAACCCGUUCAGUUCGUACACAUUUCCGUGCCAUUCCUCUCCGCCGUAAAGCUCCAUUAAUCCCACCGGCGCAAACUACAUUGACCAGAAGGCCCCGCGAUGCGGAGGCUCCGUGAGACGGAAGUAGAAAUGUUGGAGGCGCGAUUCCUGUUGGGAACUGUAGUUUAAGGUCGGCAUUAAAACGGUAAAGCCCAAAUGUAAUUUUUAAAAAUGUUUUUUUUUUCAAAGCAUAUUGCGAGAGCGAAACAACACGCCCCCGAGAUUGUAGGCGCAACUGCGAUCUGAAUUCACAAUUUAUUUGUUUAGUCUACGAUCUAAAAUAAACUACAAUCCCACAAGGCACAUGGAAACGGCCAGUGAGGCCCCGAGCUGGGGUGCCCGAUUAUUGCCUGAAUAGUUUCAAGGUGCACUGGUGUGUCGGUAUUUGCCUGUGUAUUUUGAUAUCAAUGUUGCUGUGCAGGAGAGAGCGCACUGAGAGGAUGAGUGUGGAGGUGGAGAGGAAGUUUGUGUGCGGCCCGGAUAUCCAGACCAGACUGAACGAUUUGGCAGUAGCAGUGUGUCUGGGAUGUGCUCAGUUCCUGGACCAGUAUUUUGACACUCCUGACUGUCGCCUCACGCUCCGGGACGUCUGGUUGCGCCGCCGCCAGGGCAGCUGGGAGCUGAAGUGUCGCGACGGAGCGACAAGGCGCCGGAGCGCCGCGGAGAGCCGCCAACAGGAGAGAGGAGGGGACGCGCUCUGCACCCGCUACCGGGAGAUCACAGAGCUGGCAGAGGUCAUCGCCAGGGUGAGAGAGGAGCUGCGAGAGGGAGACCAUGAGCAAGCAGCGAGGGUUCGAGACGGACAGAUGAGGGAAGAUGGAGGGGGAGAAGGAAAAAGCCCAGCUUCAACAGAGACACAGGUGACUGGAACUGGAGCCCGCCUUGGGACAGGAAGUGACAUCGGGCAAGGAAAUGCAGAAAUCCCACCCACGGGAAGUGACAUCAAGACAAGUGAUACAGAAGACCCUCCCACAGGAAGUCAGGUGUCAGGGGGAGAGGAAGAGAAUAGUAGCCCCUCCUGGGUUCGGGAACUCUGCCUCUUCCCCUUUGCUCAGUUCACCACUGAGAGGUGCUCUUACAUCCUGCCCAUGGAGGGGGAGGAGGAAGAGGUGGAGGGAGGGGGGACGCGGGUCGAUCUGGACCGGACAGAUUUUGGGUUCUGUGUUGGUGAGAUCGAGGUGCUGGUCCAGAGCCCAGAGGAGAUGGAUUCUGCACUCAGGAAGAUUGAGAGGACAGCCCAGAGACUGGGUAACUGACUGUCUGUGUGACUGUGAAUGAGUCUG
Molecule: messenger RNA, 1453 nt
Organism: Lepisosteus oculatus (spotted gar)
Lineage: Eukaryota; Metazoa; Chordata; Actinopteri; Semionotiformes; Lepisosteidae
Source: RefSeq, a predicted model, not a curated record